UAGGUGUGGAGUUUUUGUCGUGCGUCAGAGCUGUGCAGUCAGCCCUCCAGCCUAGCUUGGUUCUUCCAGCUCCUUGCUUGCUUUUCAUCCCCUCUCUUCCUUUGUGCAAUGAGUGUGGGGCCUCUUUUGUGAUGUACGCCCCAGAGUGCAAGGCGGAGGUGACUCCCUCACACGAUGGCAACCGCACCUUCAGCUACACGCUAGAGGACCACACCAAGCAGGCCUUUGGCAUCAUGAACCAACUGCGCCUGAGCCAGCAGCUUUGUGAUGUCACCUUGCGGGUCAAGUACAAAGACACUCCCCCGGCUGACUUCCAGGCCCACAAGGUGGUGUUGGCCUCCUCCAGCCCUGUCUUCAAGGCCAUGUUCACAAAUGGUCUCCGGGAGCAGGGCAUGGAGGUAGUUUCCAUUGAGGGCAUCCACCCCAAAGUCAUGGAGCGCCUCAUUGAGUUUGCCUACACCGCCUCCAUCUCUGUGGGCGAGCACUGUGUGAUCCAUGUCAUGAACGGGGCUGUCAUGUACCAGAUUGACAGUGUGGUCAAAGCCUGUUGUGACUUCCUGGUGCAGCAACUGGACCCCAGCAAUGCCAUUGGCAUUGCCAACUUUGCUGAGCAAAUUGGCUGCACCGAACUGCACCAGCGGGCGCGAGAGUACAUCUACAUGCAUUUUGGGGAGUCUCCCGACGGCAACAUGGACUCCAAUGCUAUUGACUGCUAUAACCCCAUGACCAACAGGUGGUCUCCUUGUACCCCGAUGAGCGUCCCCCGGAACCGCAUUGGUGUGGGGGUGAUCGAUGGCAUGAUCUACGCAGUGGGCGGCUCUUUUGGGAGCAAUCAUCACAACAGCGUGGAGAGGUGA
Messenger RNA from Anolis sagrei ordinatus, 857 nucleotides. The record is from RefSeq and is a predicted model, not a curated record. NCBI's taxonomy places the organism in Eukaryota, Metazoa, Chordata, Lepidosauria, Squamata, Anolidae.